This is a messenger RNA of Nannizzia gypsea CBS 118893, 1065 nucleotides long. RefSeq lists its product as hypothetical. The transcript has 3 exons. Bases 1 to 1065 code for a protein of 354 amino acids. Lineage: Eukaryota; Fungi; Ascomycota; Eurotiomycetes; Onygenales; Arthrodermataceae. The record is from RefSeq and is a predicted model, not a curated record.
AUGGUCUUGCUACGGAACAUAGCUCUCGUUGCCCUCACCCUGGGCAGCGGCGUUGCUGCUUCGAAUGCAGCUUACUUCAAAAGAGCGCCCGAAGACAUGUCAACCACUUCUGUCGCAAAGACGACGACGGGGACUGAAACUACUAAGUCCACAGCUACGAGCGGCACCGAAUCUUCCAUGACCUCCGGCUCUGCUACGUCAACUAAGGUGCCGGCGCCCCCUACCCCGACCCCGACCCCUACAGAUGACACGGAUACCGGAGGGUCAGGGUCCGAGGAAGACCCAGAGCACUCUGGAGACCCGCCAAAGGAAGCGCAGGCAUGCAGCUCGGAAAAGGACCUCUCUGUCAAGCCCUUCUGUUCGCCUCAUGACCAACAAGAAGUAUACGUCGAUGACACUUACUAUGUAACCUGGCUCACUUCACUCAUCAGUUCGGACAUUAAGGUCAAAAUUGGCUUAGACUACGUCAACGUCACCGCUAAUGAAGGACUUAAUGCUUGGAUUUCCCACGAUGUCCCAAAUAGAUAUAGCUAUGUCACUGUCCAGAUGAGACCGGAAUGGCUCAAGGGCGAGAAACGUAACAACCUCACGCUGUUCAUGGACGAACUCCCAGCGGGCAAAGACAAGAUCCGCCAUACUGGUCCCACCAUCUCCCUUAUCAACAGACCACCGGUACACCAUCCUCCACCCCCUCCAACACCAGCACCCAAACCUCUCGGUCUCCUGAUUGGCCUGCCUCUUGGCCUUGGUGCUGUUUUCUUGAUCCUACUCGGCCUCUGCAUUGGUAUGAAGAACCAGCGCCGAAUCGGUCUGAGUAACAUCAUGGGCAGACGCAACAAGGGCUACGGCGGCAGAAAUGCCAGAGCUAUGAGAAGCGGACGUGGUGCUGGCGGCUCCAUCCGAUUGGAUGACAUGGAGGAUAACGGACAGCAAUAUUCCGACACGCCUGAGCGACUUCCAUCGCGUCAGCAGAUAGUUUCAGACACGGAUACUUUCAACGAAGUUCAGCGCCGUGAGGGCAACGCUUUCCGACAGGAACUUGCUCGCUUGAAGAACUGGAAGUGA